Pipra filicauda (Wire-tailed manakin) is the source of this 7116-nucleotide messenger RNA. It is a transcript of the gene SMIM28, whose product is annotated as small integral membrane protein 28. The transcript has 3 exons. Bases 5130 to 5639 code for a protein of 169 amino acids. The record is from RefSeq and is a predicted model, not a curated record. NCBI's taxonomy places the organism in Eukaryota, Metazoa, Chordata, Aves, Passeriformes, Pipridae.
CGAGGUCCCUUUCUGCCUGGAUGCUUUCCAGCCACUCUGUCCCCAGCUUAUAGUACUGCCUGCAGUUUUGUGGCCAAAACGCAGGACCCAGCACUUGGCCUUGUUGAACCUCACACCAUUAGCCUGCAUAUAUGUUCAAGCAACUGGAAUUCAGAUACCAGGGUAAUUGAGCUGUCAUAGCCAUCUUCACAGUGUAUACCUUAUGCCAGAUAAACGCAUUUUUAGUUAAGCUUUACUAAAACAGGGGAAAAAAAAAAACCUUUCAUUUGAUUUUGUUUACAUUGAACAGAAGUAAUAUAACACAGUGGGAAACCGGCCCACAGCCCAUUUAGCUAUAGCAGGUAAGACAAAAUAUAGAGCUUAACAUCUGCCCCUUUGUCAAUGACAAAAUUUUGACUGACUCUGAUAGCACAGGGUCAGUGCCGCAGAUGGAAGUACAACUUGCACACCCCAAAACAUUUGCAUAAAGAAGAGAGAGUCUCACAGAUCAGGAAGAUCAAAUAAAUAAAAUGAGCAUAUCUCAGCCUGAAAGUAAAAAGCAUAUCCAAACAUUUAAUUCCUACUUCCCUCAAAAGAAAACCCACAAUCCACCCCCAAACGAACUUCCAUUUCCCCAAAACACAAACUAACGCUGAGAUCAAUUCCCUAACACUUUAAUAAUACACAAGCACACACAGGGUUUAGGACAGUGAUGAAAAAUGUGUCAUGCUUUUCAAGGUUAGUCCCCUUUCACUUUAAAAAUAUUUAUGUUUUCUGGCCUUUGUCGUCACUAUGGUCUCCUAGAGAGAAAAUGCCCUUCAGAGGCACGCUGACAGAGAUCACUGCACACCCAGGCCCAAAGAGACAUUGCGGAUUUCAGCUGCCAGCAUUGGUGGGACAGGCUCUGUUAGUCAGGCAGCAGCUGCAGGACACACUGGGCUCCCAAUGCUGGGGAAGCCCUCACAUCAGGCAUUUCAGCCCCUGUAACACAGUUCAGGGGGAGCAGCCGAUCCCACUGAGUACCUGACCCUCUCCACCAGGUGCUGUCUGAGUUGAAAGAUAACUGCUCACUUUUGGACAGUGCUCUUACACAGCAGGUUAUUCGCUGUCCCAGCAUCCUGACAGGUUUACAAAGUACGAAUAAGAUGGCUAAGUAGUCGCACAAGGCAACAUGAGUUGAAAAAAACUCAAAUCACCAAAACCCCAAACACAACACCAGCUCUCUCACCCUCCCUAACAAACAAAGAAUUUCUACAGUUUGGUUAAAUAGGAACAAAAUUCCAUACAGUGCAUAGUGGCAGACACGGACUCUUAAAUAGAGUAGCAGAUUUUUCUCUUAUUUAAGAGAAAACAAGUAUUCAGGGUAAAGAUGACCAACUGUAAAUGAAGGGGAACAAACCUAGAUUGACAGAAGUUACAAAAAAAAAAUAAAUAAUAUAACCCCAUAGCUCCAGACAGUAUCAUCAGAUAGAUGCUGCCCAGCCACCAGCACUCUGCUAUGGUUUUUCAAGUGUUAUUACAAUUACAGGACUUUAAGGGAUAUUUGCAGGAGGCAACCCUGCUCUUGCAGUAACCUGAGCUCUGUCCCUUGCACUGUCUCUAAAGGUUUUGCUUUCAGCUACCCAUCUGCAGCAUGAGGAUUUGGGAUCAAUAACUCAGCAGUACCUCCUCCUGCUUCCAUGGUCACUGCUGCUCCUACACCAAGGUAGCAUCAGCAUGCACGUAUUUUGUAGUGGAGUCUUCCUGUCUCUGAUUUCCACAGGCCGUGAGUAUGUGCACCUUGUCUGCAAACAAUGAUCUCCAGAACACUGUUUCUCAGCAGGACUAUGCCAACUUGUAUCUAUCCUUUGAAGAGACAGUGGUUUUAGUUUGGUGGGGAGAUGAGAUUGCACUUCAGAAGGUGCUUCGUUUUUGAAAAAAACAAUAUAUUAAUUAACAAAAAAAGUAAAGCCAGAAUUUCAAUAUCAUGACAAAUUUAUCAAAAAAAGAACAAAAGAGAAUUGCUUAGUUACCCAAAUAAAAGUAAUGGACAGAAGCCCAUACCAUUCCUGCCUGAAGGACAUAGACACACCUACCACCUGGUUUUAGGCAAAAGUCGUCAUCUUCCUCCAUUUCAUCCAAUGAAUCUACACCUGACAACACUGGACAGUUUACAGUGGUAACACCUCACCCACUGAAAUUCUAGGUUUGCAUUAUUCAGUUAGGCCUCCUACCCUCUCUCACAGCACUGCAGUCAUUCAAGGAGGGAAGUUUCACCAGCACCUGUGGAAAGCAGCAAAGGAAAGGUAUCUAGGGCACUGUGGAUAUUCUAUUCCCUACCAAUAUUAGUGGUAAUACAGCCUAGACUUGCACUGCUAGCCUUGAACAUCUCAGCAAAUCAGAGUGAUGAAUUAUUUAGGACAAACACUUUGAGUUUCAAACUGAGAACAGUGGAGGUGCCUAUUUUCUGCAGUGGCUUCCUCAGAAAGUCUCUCCCUGCUCCCCUGCUAGGACAUUGGAAGUGAUACUAGGAACACUGCCUCAGUUAAAAAACAUUGUCAUUGUUUCACAAACCUUUACCAAACUUUAACCAAUUAGGUUGGUUAAAGUUCCAUGUCGGCUAUUUUCUCCAUAUUAUUUGACAGUGCAACUGCUAAAUUAAACUAUUUCAAAGAACAAAACCAGUGCCAAGAGAGGGGAGGACAUUUUGUACAUGUCAAGAUCUGAUGACCUCCAAAGGUCACCCUGACCCACGCUUCCAAGUGACAAGCCUGACAUCUGGUCAUGAGGCUUAGAAUCAAGGAUGAACCUCCUCCCCACAGCUUUCACAUUACAGCAUGCCCCAGCUGAAAUGGUAUUUAUGAGUGCCUUGUGAGAAGGAAAAGCAAGUGUCACGUGUGCCCCACAGGGUUGGCAGAAAUCUGCAACAAAUUUGCCAUCACAAACCCAGUCUCAGGUGGUACUGUUUCAGUUCUACACAAGAGCAGAUCUGCUCUACAAAGGUAGUGUGUCAAAUGGGCAUCCGACCACUGGCAGUAAAAACACAGAAUCCCAUUACUCUCAGUAAUCUUGCUGCUGGGUCCACUGAUGAUAUAGAAAGCCAGAGAGACAAUCAUUAUUUUAUAUUCUAAUUACCUGCAUGACAAAGGUCACUGCAUUUCCCCAAAUUCCCAUUUGGCCUCAAAUGGGUCUACAAAAUUAAAUCUUUCUUAAACAUUUUCAAGAGGUCAAGAAUCCAAAGUAGCACUUUGCAAAUCAGGUCAGUGAGUCUUAGAAGUGCACAUCUUAUUUUAUUUUUUUUUUUUUGCUAAAAUCCAUCUAACUAGAAUCCAAGGGUGCCAAACAGGGUGUUUACACUUUAAGAAGAUGUAAUUUUUUGCUUCUCCUCAUUAUUCAUGCACAGUCCCAAAGCAAAUUUAUAGCGAGCUUCUAAAAAUAGCAUUAAUAAUCUUAGGGGCUGCAUUAAGACCCUAAUUAAGAUAGUAUAUGAAUUUUUCCUGCUUGCACCUAAGAUUAUAGAUUUAAGCUACACACUCACAAGACUCCUUAAGGAAUUUGUUUUCUUAACACCAGUUUGGGAAAGAUGGUCAUCAUUCUUGCUUCCAUACAAGGUGUUGAGACAUCAAGUCAGAAGUAUUUCACUACCUUGGUGUGACUUGUUAAACCACAUUUAGGACCCGGCUUCUCAGUGGACAUCGUAGUUCACAGCGUAACUCCCCUGGACCUGGUUGCAGUUGAAAACAUUCAUCAGCUCUGAAAGUGCUCUCCAAGAUGAGAAGUGAGGCAUUGCGGAAAGGAGGAGUCUUCUCACAAGGUUUUUCUGAGCCAUGGCUCACAUGCAGGGUAAAUCCCUCCUGCACACUGCAGACACAGGGAUCACAGCCAGCCUUGGAACUGCUUCUUCCACAGUCCUCUUGUCAGAAACAGUAAGCACUGGCCUACAGAUUGCCAUUGUUGGAGUGGGAGGAAUAGAGCCUGCUGCUACCAAAUAGGCCUGCAAUUUUCUGGGAGCCAUGAGCUAAAGGAAGAGUCGAUGUAAAAGAGUUCAAGCAAGAAAUAAGAGGUGAAGAUUCUAACCCCAAAUUUGUACCAUCAGUCCCGAACACAACUUUUGCUCAAACAGGUUAGCUUUGAGAAACCAUGUAAAAUGCACCAUAGUUGAAAAGGAUGUUACUAACAGCCUCUCUAUCUCUGCCCAUACAAGGCAGAAAAAGACACCUCCAACUUUUCAGUAAGAAUUAAACCCUGAUUUAACUUGCAACUCAGGUUAAAUACUCGUCCCCUCAGAAGUUACCAUACGUCAGUGAAAUGAGUUUGUGUUGCUUUUCUCUGCAUAAAGAGUUCAAAGACUCCUCACUGGAAACAAUUGCCAUUUAACAACUAGUAUCCUAGAAAGCUGUAAACGAGUCCUGAUUUAAUUGAACUGAAAACUCAUUAUUACCGAAAGAAAUCAUACACUGUAACAAUGACCAAAGCUUUCCUGGAAGAGCUCUCUCUCUGGAUUUGUCAUUAACAUCUAUAUCCUAACACUCCUAAAUAAUUCAGUACAGCAUUUAGCCCUGUGUCCUUGCCUCUCUACUCAGAAACCACUCUCACUCUUUACAGUAUAUUUCAGCAACAGGGAGGAAAAAUCUGUCUGGAUUGUGGUUCUUCCUUGUUCUGUGCAACUGAGGGGGGAACCUCAGUUACCCUUUCUCUCUCAGCAUAGAAGCACAGGUUUUAUUUAUUUUAUUUUUUUGGGAAAAGUGUUUAUUAGACAACUAAAUAUAGAGCAUUAUUUAUCCACACAGAGUCAUGACCAUGUGGGCUCAGAUUCACAUGCAAAUUCCCCUUUUAAUAAUCCUAAUGCAGGGAGUGCUCCAAUCAGAGCGCUAUCAGUCCCAGCUCCCAGAUACCUGAUGCCAGCUUUGCUGGUAAUGUAGGCCACUGAAGCAAAUCCAGAGAGAUUGAGCUGGAAGUGGAGAGAGGCUCUGAGAUCUAUUUGCUUGGCUUCCUGACGACGAGGGGGUGUGUAACUUCUUUUUGUCUUUUCCACUAUAAAGGGGCUAUCAUUUAAGAGGGAUCAUUAGCUGAGAGCAGCCCAGCUGGGUCGAGGCUGGGAGGCGGGGACGCAGUUGCAAGCAGUGGAGCAAGGUGGAGGCACGAAGACAGAAGACCAGGUUAAUGAAAGCAUGAGGUGGCUCUUGGGCAGCAGCUUGAAAAAAUUUGGACACGCUGACAGGGGAAACUAUGACUGGCUAAACAGUGAACCUGGUGGGCCACUUCUGGAAACAGAGCUUCAGAGCAGACAACAGACAAGUUCAACCAAAGACGACAUAGAACCAUUUCUGUGCAUCAUAUUGCCUGCCACCAUGAUGCUCUUCCUGGCAUUCCUGCUGCUCUUCCUGUACCGCCGUUGCCAGCGCCCCACUCAGCAGGGGCAGAUCUUCAGCAUCGACCUUCCUGAGGCCCUGCCUGAACAUGAUGUGUCCAAUUUCCUUUCUGCACUGCCCUGGAACAGUGAACAGAGUUUCCACUACUCCACACUGGUCCCUGAUGCCACAUUCCUCUCUGUGUGUUUACCUCCAUCGUAUGAGGAGGCCACCAUGAAGACUUCCAUGGAAGAGGCUCACAUUGAGCUCUCUCCAGACCCAGUGCCUCCUUAUGAAGAGAGCACACUGCAGACCAGCAGCGCCAAAUAAACUUUCUAUGGAAGCACCUUAGCUGAAGCAUGCAACCCCCUCAAGGCACAAGGGUAGAACUGCUAUGGCCUUUAAAAUCUGUGAAAAGAUUCCAAAUGAGGCACCAAACCAAUGAAUUUAUGCAGGAAGAAACUUGAAGUAACAGGGAAUGAGUCUCUUCACCUCGUCCUAGGACUCUCUACCUUCCAUUUGUGGCAAGUGUACACAUGGUAUAGCACCAAAUCUGACCCAGACUGGCAGCAUGGGUAUUCCAGUUAACAAACAUGUCAUGAAAGGAUUAAACUUAAGGAAAGGUGAGAAGUUGUUCCUCUGCCAUCCAUCACCUACAAAGAAAUUUCAAUAACGUUAUAGAUUCACUUGUCACAAAAAGGGCUUUUAGCACAUGCCUAUUUCAGUUUGGAGGUUUUUUCUAUGUGUUUAUUUUCAAUCGAGUCUUUGACAAGCUUAGUCACUCCAUCUGUGUGUGUUAACAUCACAUCAUUCUGCAGUGCUCUGGAAUGAUCACAACUCUCAGGAAAGCAAAUAAAUAUAUAAUAUAUACAAAAUUUCAGCAACUGUCUCCAAAGGUUCUAAUGUGCACUGUGGAUACAGGCUGUCUUUUCUCACAGUUGAACAAUGAGAACAAUCAGAGAAGAUCUGAUUGUUCUGGGUGUGGAAGACUCCAUACAAGAGCACGUUCACACUAUUGCUGCAAGCUUCCUGCCAAGGUCUGCAAGGUCCCAAUGUUCCAGACUACUCGCUUGACUUCUUUUCCAAUUUACAAGUCUAAAAUGAUAAACCAUGUGACUUGUUUGGUGCAGUGUGUAAAGAAGCUGGAGAAAAAUUAAUAAAUUCAAAUGCACCAAAAAAAUCUGGUCUGUAUUUCAAAACAGCAUUAUCAUCUCUUCCCCUUCAUCACUAAGGCAAAGCUAAUUCUAGUGUGUUGGUGGCAGUGGCUCAGAGGGUUUGCACGUGCAUACUUUUAGACUAUCUUUAAUUUUUCUCAGAGGAUAGCAUUUUCACCAUGUUGAUAGAUGCUCUUGUUACAGAAGGUGGCUACUACAGAUCCUGACAGCCUCAAAGUUAUGUUGGCAAGCCACAGACAAAAGUAAUGUCAUGGAAUAGCUGACACCUGCAAGCAAGAAACUAUUGUAACAGCUGUGUGCAGUCUUGGUGUAACUAACAAAUCCAAAGGCUGCCCUGACCUGCACUCUCUGAUCUCAGCAACUGUCAGGAGGUGUCAGUAUCAGCCAGUCCUGCUUUAUGAACUUACCACAUUCCUUAAAAAACCCAACAAAACCAACAGUACAAUAAUGGAAGAAAAAAUCACUGCUGUACAGCAGAAGAAAGGCCGCUUUCAAGCUGCAAGGUACUUAAAGCUCAUGUUAUGUCAACAGUGACACAAUCACAGUAACCAAACAGUCCAGGUCAAAACUGAUGUUGCCAAUCAUACAUUUCUCUUAUAACAAGAAAAAAUAUCUGCCUUUUAUAAUUCAGA